AUGGGGAGAGGGAGAGUGCAGUUGCGGAGGAUAGAGAACAAGGUCAACAGGCAGGUGACGUUCUCGAAGCGGCGGUCCGGUCUGCUGAAGAAGGCGCAUGAGAUCUCUAUUCUGUGCGACGCGGAAGUGGCUCUUAUCGUCUUCUCCACCAAGGGGAAGCUCUUCGAGUACUCUACGGAUUCCUGGUAA
This is a messenger RNA of Linum tenue, 189 nucleotides long. The record is from the annotation of a GenBank genome assembly. NCBI's taxonomy places the organism in Eukaryota, Viridiplantae, Streptophyta, Magnoliopsida, Malpighiales, Linaceae.